AACGUAACAAAAAAGAAUUAACCACCACAAGAAAAACAACUAAGCGACCUACGGAAGAAACUACCUCACCGAAUCUCAAUUCGCAUUCCAAAUCUUUCCUUUCCUUCUCUUCUCAUCGUGCCCUAAUCCCUAAAAUCACAGAUCCCGAUAAACGCUUUUCUUCCCCUUUCUCAGGAAAAUUCUCCCUAAUUUUCUCGAGAUAGUUUUCAUCGUCGAACAGAAAAAAAAAAAAUCAACAGAGAAUUAUGAGCUUCCAGGACAUCGAAGCUGGCCGGCCGUUCGGUUCUAGACGUGGAACGAUCAACGGGAAACAAGACCCGACGCAAGCGGUUGCCGCCGGGAUCUUUCAGAUCAACACCGCCGUUUCGACGUUUCAGAGACUCGUCAAUACCCUUGGAACACCCAAAGAUACCCCUGAGCUCCGUGAAAAACUUCACAAGACAAGACAGCAUAUUGGGCAGUUGGUGAAGGAUACAUCAGCCAAGCUUAAACAAGCUAGUGACAUUGAUCACCAUGCCAACGUUAAUGCAAGCAAGAAGAUAGCAGAUGCUAAACUUGCGAAAGAUUUUCAAGCAGUGUUGAAAGAGUUUCAGAAGGCGCAACGUCUUUCAGCUGAGAGAGAAACAGCUUACACUCCUUUUGUUCCACAAGCAGUUCUUCCUUCAAGCUAUACAGCUAGUGAAGUGAAUGUCGGUUCUGAUAAGACACCAGAACAGCGUGCCCUUCUCGUAGAAUCCAGGAGGCAGGAGGUUUUGUUCUUAGAUAAUGAGAUUGCCUUCAAUGAGGCAAUCAUUGAGGAAAGGGAGCAAGGCAUUCAAGAAAUACAGCAGCAAAUUGGUGAAGUUAAUGAAAUUUUCAAAGAUCUCGCUGUGCUUGUCCAUGAGCAAGGAACCAUGAUUGAUGAUAUUGGUUCCAACAUUGAGAACUCCCAUGCAGCAACCGCACAAGCAAGAUCUCAACUUGCAAAAGCUUCAAAAACACAAAGAUCAAAUUCGUCUUUGGCAUGCUUACUUUUGGUGAUAUUCGGGAUUGUGCUUCUCAUUGUGAUCAUAGUUCUUGCUGCCUAGUCAAAGAUUCUAUUAAUUCCAUCAUGGUGCUAAUGCAUAUAUACAAAGAGCAGCAGAUAGAAUCUCCCUUGCUGAUGAUGUCACUUAAGUGGUGUUUUACGGGUUUCAAUUGACUGGAGUUUGACGCAGCUGAUUUCAGAGCAUGAUGUGGGAAUUCCCUUCAGUAUAUUGUGAUUUUGUUGUGGGGUGUUAUGUUCUCUCUUAUGUUGAUGUUUGGGGUUUUAAGGAUGUGUCAAAUUCUGCCGUAAGUUCUCUUGUUUCUUUAAUAUAAAGAAUAUAUUAAUUCUUUGAUUUUCCUUUACUUGUAAAUGCAACACCGAAAUUGGCAGUGCUGACUCUUCAGCAAGACAUUGAUUUAUGAUGAUCUGUUUUCUUUUAUAGUGGUAA
Molecule: messenger RNA, 1454 nt
Organism: Trifolium pratense (red clover)
Lineage: Eukaryota; Viridiplantae; Streptophyta; Magnoliopsida; Fabales; Fabaceae
Product: syntaxin-22-like
Exons: 7
Coding region: 246-1067 (273 amino acids)
Biological process (GO): vesicle fusion; intracellular protein transport; vesicle-mediated transport
Cellular component (GO): endomembrane system; SNARE complex; membrane
Molecular function (GO): SNAP receptor activity; SNARE binding
Source: RefSeq, a predicted model, not a curated record